Leptopilina boulardi is the source of this 13318-nucleotide messenger RNA. Its product is annotated as probable serine/threonine-protein kinase DDB_G0267686. NCBI's taxonomy places the organism in Eukaryota, Metazoa, Arthropoda, Insecta, Hymenoptera, Figitidae. Gene Ontology annotation, biological process: positive regulation of transcription by RNA polymerase II. The record is from RefSeq and is a predicted model, not a curated record. The transcript is spliced from 11 exons. Bases 757 to 7605 code for a protein of 2282 amino acids. Gene Ontology annotation, cellular component: transcription regulator complex; nucleus; histone methyltransferase complex.
GUGCCCCGCGCGAUUGAUUUGCGCAUGUCAAAUGCUCGCAUUGCAAAAUGGCGGCACCUUGUUAUUGUUCCUGGCGUUUUAUGACUUGUCCCUUUAUAUUGCCGAUUAUGUCGAGUUUUUUCGCGAUUUGUGCCGCGCGCCUUGUGCAAAAAGUGCAGUAAGUUAAGUUCUGUGUACUUUAGGUGAAUAGAAGUGUUUUUAUGUUUUUGUGGUGAUUAUUUGGACGCGUUAAAUCCCUUACGGAAUUGCAGGAGAAAUGGGGUAACGUUAAAUUUUCCUGGUGUUCUCAUACGGUAUUGAAAUUUUUUGUGAUGUUACAAGGACCCAAGUGAGGCACGUCGCGAUUAUGCUAUCAAGUUUCAUUAGUAUACUUGGUGUGCGAUUGUCGCAAAUUUAUUGUGGAACAACAAUUUUUUGGAGUUUUCAGCAUGCUUGAGUCCACUUCACGACACCUCCCCCGACGGGACAAAAUGGUGGCCCCCCGAUAUCCAAUGGUCUGGGAGCCUUAUUUUGCUGAAAAUUAACGCGAAAAACCUCGGCAACAGGAGUUUCUUGUUGAUAAACAAGUGCAUUUCAGCCAAACAAAUCUUCGGAUUAAAAAUUCUGAUAAAAAAGGGUGUUAGUUACAUUGCACUGGAGUGGUUUUGGGGAUUUUUGUCUGAUAUUCGUCAAACGGACAUCUCGUCACAGAGAAAUUGCACUGAUAUCCAUAGACGUUCCCAGGCUACCCGGGUAGUUAUGUGAUUAUUGCUUGUCAUGGCGGCUGACAGUGAUGGUGAUCUGAUUGAGACGGUGGUAACGUGUGAAGGAGAUCUUGGUGAUCCAGAUUUUCCACGCAAGUUUCAUGUCAUCGUUAAUCGUCUCAGUUCCCUUGUCUGUAAAGAUAAGGGUGAAAAAUUGAGAAUUGACAAAGUAGAACCAUGGAAUUCAGUGAGAGUGACAUUUUCUAUUCCCAAGGAAGCUGCUCUCCGAUUGCGAGAAUUAGCUUCGCAGGGAUCAUCGACACUCACUCAAUUGGGUAUCCUCUCAGUUCAAGUCGAAGGAGAUCAGGUAAUCUCUUUGAGGAUAGCAAGUCGAUUCGGAGGAGAGGCACAAGAAAUAGUUUUGCAUUCAGGGCCAUCUCAGGAAACUGGGAAUAAAACCCAAAAUAAUCCCGCGAAUGGUGCAUCAAGUGCAGAUGGAGAUUCCGCUGCUCCAAUACCUGGUCCUAGUAAUGCAUCAAGUUUUUCCUCCACAUUAAGGAAUGUUGCUCAGAUAAUAACAGCCGGUACAUCAGCCGAAAAAUCACCCCAGUUUCGUUCUCCAAAUGUUGUUGCACCAACAGACUGUGAUCCGAUUCCAUUACUCCUCCCAAAAACAGUUCAAUCAACGGCCGGCGGUAGUGGAGCGUCUGGUAAUCAAGUGACACAAAAUUCAAAUCCAUCGCCACGGACAAAUUACAAUGGGCCAUUUCCCUUUGCAAGCAUGACACACGCGGCACAAGCGAUUCAUUCACGUGAAUCGCAAGCCGUAAAAACGGCCGUGCAAUUUAAACAUCAUACACAACCCCCACCGCCUUAUCCAGCUCAAGACACCGUGGCAAACGUUACUGCCUCCCCAUCAUCGACCAUCAUUCAAACGACAACGCAGUCCAUUUCAACUGUCAGUCAAGCACAGUACAAGUCGCCAAACAUUAUGGUUUCUAGUCCAUCGCCGAGUAAUAAUAAUAAUAAUAAUAAUAAUAACAAUAACAGUAAUAACAACAACAACAACAAUGCCGGCUCUCUCACGGGAACAUCAAACGGAAGUGGUAGCAGUGGUGGUAACCAAGUCGCUCUCUCGAGUCCACUUCUCGUUAAUCUUCUACAAAACGAUGGCUCAUCACAUCCAAACAAUAUUUCCGUUCCCGAUCAAAAAAUGCUACCGCCAGCGUCCGUUGUCGAUGGCUCAGCAAUUGGAAAUCGUGUCCGACCCACCAAGAAACCAGUACGAAGGAAAGAUGUAUCAUUGGCUAAUGAAUCGCCACCAAAUCUCGAUUCAUUAAGAACUGAGGAUUUAAUUGGUUCAACAACUGCCGCCGUCCCUGAUUUAUCAUCGCAAAAUCCCUCUGCGUUCGCUACGGUUAACGCAAGCCAACCCUCGACAGUGCCUCAGCAUUCGGCUACUAGUGUUAUCGCUCCAUCAUCAUCAUCAUCAUCAUCAUUAUCAUCAUCAUCAUCAUCAAUUCCCGUUGUUUCAGCAGCAGCAGCAACCACACAACUUCUCAGUUCCACCGCAGCCAUAACUCAAAAUAUCCCAACGCAAGUACAAAUACAACAAAAGUUUCCCGUUCGACAGGAACUGACUUAUAGAACAACGCAAAAUCUCGCCGCCAGGUAUCCUGUCAAUGGACAACAAGUUCGUACACCCCUUCAACAACGACAACAACUUUUAAUUCAACACCAACUUCUCACGCAGCAGCAGCAGCAGCUAUCCCAACAAAAUUCACCAGUAAUUCAAAAUCAAGUUCAAACAAAUCAAAUAAUUCAUCAGCAACAAAUUUUGGUAAAUCAACAGAGACUUGGAUUUCUUAAUAAUCAACGUCAACCAACACCGCCUCCAUAUCCACGGCAAUCAACCACCACAGCCACCACGGGACAAAAUUUAAAUGUUCAACAACAAUUACAUCACAAUCAAGUGAAAAAUAUAAACGUUAAUACAAGUACAACGAGCGAUUUUCGUUAUGGACAGAGUCAAAAUAUUCUCAGUAGAAAUUAUCAAUCGGAUAAUGCAAAUGGGACCACGUGGAAUGUACAAACAAAUGUUCCUCAAGGUGCGCAGGUAACUGCUACUCCUCAACAACAGCAGCAACAGCAGCCGCAACAACAACAACAACAACAACGUUUGCCAACCACAAGUUUUUCUAAUCAAGCCGGGACUUUUUCAACAUUGAAUCAUGUCUCGGCGAUAAAAACCGAAGAUCAAAUUAAAGAUGAAUUAAAACAAGAGGAAGAUGAAGAUGAAGAAGAGGAGGAACCACCGGAACCUGUUUAUACAUCAACGGGUAAAAUACGACAAUUUUUAAUAAAUCCCUUCUCUGGUGAAAUAGAACCAAUGCCAAGUGAAAGUUCCGAUUCGGAACCAGAAAGUGCUGUUGACAAUCAAGAUGAUUUUUUUUCAUAUCCCUCGCCAUCGAACGAUCGUUCAAAUUCAAUGUUCUCUGAUGAUGAUGCCGAUAGUAAUUUUUCCCGACGCAAUGAUACAACAACAAAUACAGAUCAAUCUGAUUCGGAAGCAACUGUUAAAUCAACAGCAAGCGAAGGUAGUUUAAAACAUAAUCGCAUUAAAUCAUCACGUGAAAGUCCAAUGCCAGCUGAAAAAAUAAAAUUAAGAAUGAAAGUUGAAAAAUCAGAUCCAUUUAAUCCAGCAUACAAGGUUGAUGUCUCAUUUGUAAAUACGCCACCAUUGAGAAAAGUUGAUAAAACAUCAUCGAAAUUAUUUACAAAUAUAUCAAAUUCAGGAUCGGGUGGUGAAGAACCACGUGUGCCUCCAUUACAUAUUUCAUUGCGUGGUCGUAAUGCAUCGGUGGUGCAAAUAAGAAAAAAGGAGAAAAAAUUAAAAGAGGGCAUCACCGAUGAGGAAUCAUCUAAUUUAAAACAACGCCGUGGGAAACUUAAGAAAAUGAAGGACGGUGUCGAUGGACAUAAAUUACUGCAGAAGAAACCAUUGAAUAUGAUAAUAGGUACGUCAGCAACGAACAAAUUACCAUUGUCAAAUUCUUCACUUGCAAUUAAUAAUUCUACCACUACUACUACUACUACUUCUUCUUCUUCUACUUCUUCUUCUACUUCGUCAUCAUCAUCAUCAUCAUCAUCAUCAUCAUCAUCAUCAUCAUCAUCAUCAUCAUCAUCAUCAAUAAUUAAUAAAAUUAAUAAUACAUCAUCAUCAUCAGUGCAAAAUAUCGCGACUAAAACGUUGAGUACAUUAAAAUCGGAUGUCAACUUAGAUGCAGGAAAGAUGAUACAAAGUGGAAAUAAUAUAAAAGCAAGCUCGAGUAAAAGUGGUGUUGGUAGUGGUGGUGAUGUUGAUGAUAUACCAUUGAACAGUAGAAUACCUUCACCAUUGAAGCACAAAAUGACUAUUUUAAAUCAAACCACAACAACAACAACUACUACUACUACUACUACUACAACAACAACAACAACAAACCCACAACAAGCUUUAACCAAAAGUCAAGUAGACAUUGAUGUUCAAAAUCAUACGAAUGAACAUAAAAUUGGCGGAGGCAAGACGAAAAGAAGAGAUUCAAAGAAAAAAUCGGAAACAGGCGAUAAUCAGCAUCGUGAGCAAAAUUUAUUGUCCGGUGGUAGAAUUGUUGAUAAUCAAUCAAAGUGGAAGAAACUUGGUUAUAAAGGUGAUGCUGCCACACAGGGAAUAAAGAAAACAGAUACAAUUUUAUCCAGCAAUGAUUUAAGUGCAACGAGAAAAAUUGGUGAAAUUCGAAGAACAAGCGAUGGCGAUUUAACACGAUCAAUGAGCGAGAAAACGAAUGUUCUCAAUGCAGUUGGAUCGAGAUUGGCCGAAGUCAAUGGAAUCAGAAAGGAUCUCGUUAAUCAAGAAAAAAGACGACGCUCGAGUUUGAUUGACGAGAAGGAUCUUAAUUUAUCUGAAUCUCAAAACGUAGAGGCUUCAUAUUUUCAUAGUCAAAAGACAAUAUCAGAGUGUUCAACGCAAAAUUCACUUACCGCCUUGAAAGUAAACACCAAUUCAUCGUUUGAUAAUGAUAGUCCAACAGCGGCGACAAAAGCUCCAAAUUUACCAUUACAAAAUAAUCCACACGCCGAUGUGAAAGUAACAUCGCGUAAUGAAAGUGCCGUUAAAGGAACAUCGCAACAACAACAACAGCAACAACAACAACAACAACAGUCAUUAACAAGGCUUGUGCCAGCUAAAACAAAAUUAGAAUUGGAAAGUAUACAAAAAAAUUCAACACUUGCAUCAUCAAAAGUUCAGGGUAUUUCGCAAAAAAUGAAAAAUCACAUAAUCACAAAAAAUGAUGCAAACGUUGUUGUUCCUGUAAAUAGGCACAAAGCAGAUAAUCAAAUACAACAACAUAAGAAAAUUAUUCAAAAUCAUGUUGUAAAACCACAACAACAAAUUGAUCGUGUUCCAUCGAUUAAUAAAGUUGUUGAUGUACAACGUGUAAGUUUAUUAAAAACAACUCCAUCAGUUUCGGAUCAAUUGAAGGAUUCUGAUUUAUCGUUGAAUAAACCAAUUCUUCCAAUUGGUGAAAUUAAUGUCACCGAGGCAAAAGUUAAACAAAAACUUUUGGAAAAUACAACGACGACAACGACAACGGUAUCUGUUGUUGGAAUUGUUGAUACAAAUACAGAGAGAGUUGGUAAUGGAAGUGGCAGUGGAAGUGGCGGUAGCGGUGGUGGUGAAGAUUCAGGAAUUGAAUCAAUGGACGCACUUUCGGAGAAAUCACCAAAUCAAGGUGAAUCACCAUUACAUAGGCCCGCUUCCACCACGGAAACAGUGACACAAAAUAAAAAUCCAAUUCAGGGGGAACCACCUCUGCAAAUCAUCAAUAAGAACAACGUGCCUUCCUCAACUAGUGUUGAUAUGUGUUCAAAUUCGCAUUCGGACAUUGUUAAUAAAACUCGCGGUGAUUCAACAAAAAAUUCAUCAUCAAGUCCCGUUCCAAUUGCCAACUACCUCGAGAAUCAUUUGAAUCACGAGGCAAUUAUUGCCGAAAUAAAUAGCAAAGACAAUGAUAUCGAUUCAAUAACAAGAACACAAAUUGAUAGGGAUUCUUUGCGAACAAUUACAUCGUGUCCAUUAAUCACUGGUACAACAACAAUUAUCACAAAUUCUUCUUCUUCUUCUCUAAGUGAAAGUGUUGGUGAUGAUAGUGAUAAACUAAUAAAGUGCGCGAAUGAUAAUGAUAAAUUAGAACACGAUCAGGGUAAAAGUGACAACAUUGUCGAGGACAAAUGUGACAAUGUAAUUAGAUUAAGUGAUGAACCUCAUGGACAAAACAAUAAUAAAAGUGUGCCUGUAGUUCAGAACCACGUUUAUAGUACCGAUAAUAAAAAACAAGAGAAAGACAUUGGAUCCUGCUCAAAUUUUCCCAAUUAUCAAGAGAUUAAAAUAGAACCAAAACUCGAUGAUACAAGGCAGGAAAUAAAAAUGGAAAAUAUUGCCGAUGUGAAAAUUGUUCAAGAAAUAAAAGAAGAUAAUCCUCUAGAGAAAAUUGAAAAAAUUAAUAAAAUUGAAAAUACACACGAGGAAGAUGAAAACCAAAAAGCUAGUGUACAAAGUCAUCAGCUAAUAAGGGAAUCGUCAGUGAAUUUACAAAAAGUAACGGAUGAUUUGGUAAAAAAAAUAGUGACCGAUACAAAUGAUGGCGUACGAUCUCCCCUGGCCGAUGAUCCACAACCGAUCAGGAUAACGCCACCUUUGUAUACAUAUUCAAAUCCAGUUGUACAUUCACGUGACGAUACACCAAGUCCAGCGUCACAUAAUCCCGAUCCUGAUAAUACAGGUGGCAGUGAAUCGGAGCACGCAAAACGUAAAAGACGACGAAAACAAGAAUUGGAAGGACGUCAGGAUGUUAUUUGUAUAGAGGAUAAUGAUGAUUCAACAACAACAACAACAACAACAGCAACAACAACAACGGCGGCACAAUUUGUCGAGAGAUUAAAUCAUCCAAAUAAUGCUGAUGAUUAUGUGAAAAGGCCACAUAAAUCAUUACUUGAACAAUUAUUGAUUGAUAUACCCGGUGAGAAUAAUGAGAAACGAUCAUUGAGAACAAGAUCACAGAAACUUAAUAGUCCUGAUAUUAGUAAAACACCUAAGAGCAGUCCACAUGGGACUGGUAAAAUUGAAGAGAGACGAAGUAUUUCACCGUAUGCAAAAGCAAGUCCAAAAUUGGGAGCAUCGAAAUUAUCGCCAAAUACAACAUCAUUGGGUAAAGGUGGUAAAAGAAAACGUCAAGAGAGCGAGAGUUCGGUGGCGUCGAGUACUGCUGACGAUUCACAACCAAGACCUGGUAAACGAAAAUGUUCGGAGAAUGCCGCUGAGCUUAUUAAAGCUUGCAUGGGUGUUGAGGAAAGUGGACUUCUCAAGAAACAAGUACCUAUUAAGGAGGAACAAUCGAAGAAGGGAUUUGGCAUAUUAGCCAAGGCUAAGAAAGGUCCUAUUGUCGUUGAAGUUGAUUCAUCAGACGACGAACCUCUCGUUGAACUCGCGGGAAAAAUGAAGAGAACGUUAGAAGAUACGUCGGUAGGAUCUCCAAAGCCCAAAGAUCAAAAGUCUCAAUCUGGUACAAAUGUCGCUGGUAGCCAAAUUCAUUCCAGUGUGCAAAAUUUCAGUGCCAGUAAUCGAGUGCAAAGAGAAAGUCGUCUUUUAACGACGAAACAGCCGAGCACGACAUCAACAUUAACUGUUGGCAAAGAAAGACUAAGAGGCACAUCUGUAUCCAGUAACGAAUCGAUUGGCGAAGUCACGACGCGAAGGUCUGUUCGACAAAGUACAGCCUCGCCUUUAGCAACUCCAGCGAGCAAUACAAGAGGCGCUUCCCGAUCAUUGGAAGAUGUAAAUAGAAGAAAAACUCGUAGUGGAGCUGCGGGAACGAUUUUUUAGUGACAGCUGAGACAGCAGAGCAGGCGAAACGGAGGCGAAUAUCUCGAGAAAACAAAUGACGUUCGGAAAGUGACCUUGACAGUGAUUAGCUACCGUUGCUCCUCUCUCGUCAAGGCCCUGACACUCUGGUUGUCUGUCUGCUAUCAAAUGAUUAUUCGAUGAUCACUGCGUGGCUGGACCCCACAUGCGGUGAAUCUGUCAUUAGCGCACAAUGUAAACAUAUAUAUGUUGCUUACCAAGUCCCUGGAGAGAAGAGCAGCCCCAAAAAAAAAAAAAAAAAAAAAUGAGAGGAACUCCAGAGACUUUAAAAAAAAGAAGAAAAAAAACAUUCUAUAUAGAAUUAAAUAAAUCCAAAUUCAUUCAUUCAUUAUUAAAAAAAAAAAAAAUAAAAAUAAAAAAAAAAAAACGAACAAAUGAAAAUUCGGAUUUUUGCACGGCAAAUAAACUCUGGUUAUGCUUUAAUCUUCUCUGCUCUAAAAUUCAAGAUUUAGUUAUUUAGCGAAAAAAUUAUUCUCAACUCAAUUUAUUAAAAUUAUUUUUACAUUCUCAUCAUAAAUGAGAAAGUAUUUUUAAAUUCUUUUAGUUUAAAAUUUAAUUAUAAUAAAAUAUUAAAUUAAAAUUGAAAGAAAAAUAUUAAUUCAAUGAUAAAUAUUUAAAUUAAAAAAAAAGUUCAAACUUUAAAGAAAAAAAAAAAAAAAUAUUGUAAUGGACGACGAAUAUUUUCAAAAUUAAAUAACUAAAUCUUUUAUCGCAAAAACUGCCAAGUCGAUUCAAAAUUUAUUGUUGAAUGCAUCCGUUCGUGCAUCGUUCCGUUCUUUUGUCUCUUUUUUCCCGUAAGCGUUUCUCGUUUUUUUUUCUUUUUUAAAAUAAAAAAAAAAGGAGAGAAAGAAAGAAAGAGAGAGAAAAAAAUGUGUGUGUGGUGGUAAUUAAUAGACUGUAGACUUCAGUGCAUUAGAAACGUUCUAUUCUUGAAAACGUUUUCGAUUAAAAAUGGAUUAUUAAAAUAAAAAAAAAAAAAAAAAAGAGAAGAAAAAAAGACGUUCGCGGUGGUUUCUCAUCUGCCGAGAUUCAAAUGUGUAUAUUUUUUCAAGAAAAAAUAAUAAUAAUAAAAAAAAAAAAAAAAAAAAAAAAAACAAUGAAAAAAAAGAAACAAAGAAAAAAAAUAAAUCAAAGAAUCUUGCAAAUAAUGUCAUCAAUUUAUAUUAUAUAUAUAUAAUUCUAUAUCAAAGAAUUUUCGAUAUUUAAUUAACAAAAUAUAAAUAAAAAGCCAAUUGUAUUCUUCUAUACGAGUAGAAAUCAAUGUGAGCUGUAAAAUGUGUGAAUAAUUCAAAAAAUUUACUGCCAAUGAAUUGUUGGAGGUAAAACAAAAAUGUUUCUUUAAAAAAAAAAAAAAAUAAUAAUGUUUAUUGACCGCUGGGGACUUUAAUAAGACUUCUGACGACUCCACACUGUCAGACUUUGUUUCCAUUUAGAAAAAAAAAAAUAAUAAUUUCUGUGUUAUUUAUUUCAGUUUAAAUGUCCAUUUGGAUUGUUUUUUGUCCUUAUAAUUGUAAAUAUUUAAGAAUAUUCUCUUUUUUUUAGUACAAAAUUUUUAAAUCAUCUCCGUUUUCAAUGUCUUUUUUUUUUCUUAAUAAUGAAUUUUUGACUUUCGAACUGCAAAUGGGUUUCUUUAUUGAUUCAUAAAUUUGUGUAUAUCUCUUAAUAUUGGGGAAAUUUUUUUUUUUUCAUCAAAAAAACUUAAAUAUCAUUGAUUACAUUUUAUUCCAAUUAAUUAGACAAUAUCAAUUUAAAAUGAUUUAAAUUAAAAGUGAAAAUAAUAAUUUUUUUUUGUUUCAUUAAAAAAAAAAAAAUUUUUUUCUAGACAUUUUUAUUUUAAAACGAUCUUAUUAGUUCUUGAUAAAACAAUUUCUAUAAAUAAUAAUAAUAUUAAGAAACUUUAACAAAUUCGAAACAUUUUUCUAAAAAUUGAUAAAUUUUGGAAAAAUUGGAAAACUUUGCAAAAAUUUGAUUAAAUUAAUUGUCAAUAAUUGCGGUAAAGAUUGAAACAAUGAAAUUGAAUUGUAAAAAAAGUUGUUUUUUUUUUUAAAUUGCAGAUAGUAAAAUUAUUAUUAUUAUUUUUCUUUAUUUUUUGUUUAUAUUUUUGUUUGAUGUUAAUUUUUCAAAAUUUUUAUCACUUUUUUCUCGAUCAUAUAUUUUUUUAAAUUAAUUUGUUUUUUUUUUUGUUAUUUUCGCUUUUUUCAUUUGUUACGUAUUUUAAUCGCCCAUUUCAUUCGAAUUUCUUUUUGUCAAUUUAUUUAUUUAUAAAUGAAAAAUAUUUCACAAUAUCGAAAGAUCUCAUGUUGAAAAUUGUCUUUUUAUUAUUAUUAUUAUUAUUAUUAUUAUUAUUAUUAUUCUAAGUGUGUUGUCAAAAUUAUUUCGAUACAGUCACUGAGAAAAACUCGUUCGAUAAUAAAAAAACAAAAAGAAAAUUAAUAAAAUUUUUUUAUAAUGUCCGUUAAUACAUAAAAUAAAAUAAAAUAAAAUAAUUUAUUUGUUUAGUCAAAAAAAAAAAUUCAACUCUGUAAACACAGUCUUUCAGUUAGAAUGUCGUCUUGAGUUAUUCAACAGUGGGACAUAUAGGAAUAUUAUUAAAAAAAAAAAGGAUUUAUUUUAUUUAUAUAUAAAAAAAAACAAUAGAACGUUGGUAUGAAUCAAGCAUAAAUAAAUACGGAGAUGAUGAUAAGAAUAAUUAUUAUUAAAAAAAAAAAUAAUUAAUACAAUGUUAAUUUGAUAGGUAAUAUAUGAAUGAAUAUAUUUUGUAAAUAAUUUCUUGUAAAGUUUACACAAAAAUACACACACACACAUAAACACACACACAUACACAUACAUAUACACAAGAGCACUUCUCAUUGUAUAUAUGCAGAAAAAAAAAUUGUUUAAAAGUUUUAUUAUUAAACAAAAACAAAAAAAAAAAUAAUUGAAGUAGCUCUAAAAUUAAAAAAAAAAAAAAAUGUGCAACUUUUUUUUUUGUCGAUAAUAAUAAUAAUUAUUAUUUUUUUUUCCUCGUAAUAUUCUUAUAUUUAGAGUUUACAAAUCUUUGAAAUCUUCCUCGCGUAUAGCAUCAAUUUAUUAAUUAUAUACAUAUAUAUAUACAGACGAGCAAUAUUUGCGAUACGUAUGUAUGUGUAUACGUAUUGCACAUUGAUGUAUAGUUGUUUUUCGUAAAUAGACGAAACUAGAUUUAUGUUAUUAUAAAAAGAAAAAUAAAACAUAUAGUGAAAAAGAUUAUUAAAAAAAAAACUGUUUUUACGGAUCGAAGCAGCUUCGAAAGCCAUUAAUCUCAUUGUUUCAUUAUUAUUAAUAAUUGUAUCACUACUUUUUUUUUUAUUUUUAAAUUCAUAAAAUUCUCUUUACAUUAAAAUUUUUUUGAUUUUUUCAAAAUUUAUUUAGAAUUUAUUUUUUUGUAUAGAUUUUUUGUUUCCGAUGAUUAUUUUUGUAUAGAAUUUUGAAAUCUUUCCAAAUUUUUCCAUUUGAUUUGAAUUAGUAUAAUUAAUGGUUUCUUUUUUUUUUUGAUUAUUUUUUCUUACUUUUUUGUCUUUUUUUUUUUUGUUAUCAGCUUUUACAACUGUUAUAUUUAAUUUUUUGUGAAUUUUUUUUUUUUUUUUUUAAUUUUCUGAAAAGAUUUAAUAUUGAAAUAAUUAAUUUUGAACAAAAUCAGAUUUUGAAUAUUGUUGAUAUAUUUAAUAAAUAAAUAAAAUAUAUUUUUUUUGCAAAGUAUUCUUUUUGGCAAAAAAAUAUUUUUUCAAUUUGUAAUUUUAACAAGAAAUUUGGAAAGAUUUUAUUAUCUUCUUUUGUAAAAUUUGGUUUUUGAUGUGAUUUUUGAUUUCCAAUAUAGGUUUACAUUUAAUCGUUGUAUCGCAUAAUAUCUAAAGAGCCGUGGUCUCUAAAAAAAAAAAUGAAAUAAAAGUGUUAUUAAGAACUGAAUCUAAUUAGAGAUCUAGAAUUGACGUUUAGGUGAAUUUUUACGAGAUUUUUGACUCGCACUCUUUGAUUCGUUCUAAUACUGAGACUGAAGCGGUUUUAUCACUUCGAGUCGAGUCACUAUAUAUAUAUAUAUAUAUAUAUAUAUAUAUAUAUACAUGAUAUAUAUAUAUAUAAUUUUCUCCCGCCACGAAUAGUAGCUUAAAUUAUUUAGUUUAUUACAUCACUCGUCAUCGGAAAAUUAUUAUUUUUUAAUGAUGACGAUGAUAAAAAAAAAAAAAUAAUAAUAAUGAUUGAGAAUAUAAGAAUAUAAUAUAAUAAUGACGAUGACAAGGAUGAUAUAAUAAUUUGAUAAUGAUGAUGAUAAUCGUGAGGAUGAUAAUGAUAAUAAUUAUAAUAUUAAUUAUAUAAUAAAAUCCACUUUUGUAAAUAGUAGCGUGCUUAUUUUAUUAAAAAGUAAAAAAAAAAAAAAGAAAUCGAUCCGCAAAAAAGAGCUUGUGUGUAUAUUGUAUGAGAAAUGAGAGAAUCACAUUUAAUUUUUGGUCCAUACUCUACAUUGUGAUGGGAUGAAGUGUAAUGUAAAAUCUAGUGCUAGGAUUAUAUUAUUCGAAGAAGUAAAAGAAAAGAAAAUUAAAUUUAAGAAGGAUCGCUACGAGAAAAAAAAGAAUUGUAAUUUCGUUGUAAAAUAUUCUCUUCUUUUUUUUUGACACUAUAGGUAGGUUAGGCAUUAUUAUGUUACAAUUUUAUUAUUGAACAUUACAUUACAUAUGAUUGUAUAAACCAUUAAAAAAAAAAAAAACAGAGGAUAAGUUUCACCUGUAAAUACAAAUAAUUAAUAUUGAUAUAAGUGAAUUUAUUCGAGAAAUCUAGAUAAUAUUAAGAGGCUCGUGAAUUGCUUCUCUGAAAAUGGACAAAAAUUAUACAAAUAAAAUUUAUUAAAAAAAAAGAAAAAUCUCAAAUGAUUUAAUAGCAAAAUAAAUCAAAUUGAGAGAUGAAUAACAACUUUUUUUUUUCUUUUCAUUGAGAAGCAACAAAAAUAAGCACGCGAUUAAUUGUACGACGCAAAUUUAGUGCUUUGUAAAUAAAUCUUGACAAGUGCGAAGUAACAUUUAUUAUAUAUAUAAAAAAAAAAAAAAACAUUAUUUUUGUUCUCGAGCCUUUUAAUUUUAUAAGAAUUACUGAAAAUAUAUAUUAUAUAUAUAAAUAUAUAAAUAUAAAUAUAAAUAUUAUAAUUGCGUAAGGAGAAUGCGCGACAAAAGCACCGGAACAACUAUAAAGCGAGAAUAAAAGUUCCGAUGAUUUUGAUGCUAAUUAUAUAUGCAAAAAAAAAAAAAAAAAAAAAAACAAUUUGUAUUUUUAGUAUUCGAUUAAAUGAUAAAACAACAACAACUAGGUGUGAAGGUAAAAUUGAUUGAUAAUAAUCCACGAGGAUAAUGUAAAACAACAACAACAACAAAAAAACAAAAAAAAAACUAAAAUAUUAGAUACAAUAUUAUAUUUGUAGAAAUGAUCGAGCACGUGAGAAAAAAAAGAAAAAAUCGCGCUAUAAUUAUAAAGAAAAAAAAAAAAUAUUACGAUUAUAUUAUUAUCUAUUAUUACACAAAGUGAAUACACAACAUAGUAAUUUGCUAAUUGUACCUUUUAAUAAUUACUGUAGACACAUUGAUGAAAAAAAGGUUUUUUUCUUGUUAUUAAUUAUUAAUUACCAUAGACUUAUCAGAAAAUGAAAAAAAAGUGUUAUAAAAAAUUACAA